AUGCAACCUCCUUCUUUCUCUGGUGCCGAAGGACCUCUAGUAGCUGAAGAGUUCCUGAAGGUUACCGAGACUAUCCUUACGGUGACCCGUAUUGCCCUUAUAGAGUGGGUGGACCUUAUGGACAUCCAGCUCACAGAUACAGCUCGAAUCUGGUGGGCUGCUGAGAAGACACACCUGGAGAGGCCGAUUCUGUGGGAAAUGUUCACGUAUCGCUUCAAUAGGAAGUAUUUCCCUCAGUCAGCCCGGGAUGAGCUUUUGCACCCCACUAUUAGGAGGCAUCAGUUCCAGAAGGGUCUGGACAAGUACAUCAGAUUGGCUCUGGCUGGUAGGGCCCUCGCGACUCAUGACGCUGUUCUGGAUGCAGCGCGUGAGAUCGAGAGUGUUCAAAAGGAGACUGAGGAUCAAUAUAUGAUUCAGAGUAGAGUACCAGCAUCUCCAACCUGGAAUAUCGAGCGUCCUCCUCCGAGGAAGUACCAGGCUCCGCAAAAACGGCAGUUUUCUCAGCGACAAUCCCUUCCUCAGGGGCAUCCCUAUCAGCACCACUUGUGCUUCACCUGUGGAUCCCCCGACCAUAUUAGUCAGGACUGGUCUCUUCCCUCUCAGAAGCAGGUUUAUCAGCAGGCGCAGAGGCAGCAACCUCCGCGCCAGAUCUUCAUGAUGUCAGCUGUGGAAGCUGAGAUGAAUGACCAGGUUAUCACUGGCAAGGUUCUCGUUUCUUCCGUUUCUGCAUUAUCACUCUUUGACUCUGGGGCUUCCCAUUGUUUCUUGUCUCAUCGAUUUGUGAGUACCCACUCACUUCAUAUAACUCCUCUAACUACGGGUUGGAAUAUCAACACUGGCAGUGGUGUCUUAGUAGCAUCCAGUAGUUAUGAAGCAUGUCCAGUGGUCAUCUGCGGAAAAGAACUUUUUGUAGAUUUUCUGGUGAUUGAUUUGCUGAGCUUUGAUGCAGUAUUUGGAAUGGAAUGGUUAGGGUCAUUCUUUUCCACCAUCGAUUGUCACCGUAGAAGUGUGGUAUUUGAGAUACCGGAUCACCCAAGGUUUGAAUUCCCCAGUGGCAGUACAUCGGUUGGACCGGUAGAGUACAAAGCUAGACCAAAGAAGGCGAUAUUAACUGCCAUGCAGGUAGAACCUGAGAAGGCAAUUGUAGUUCAGGAAUUUGAAGAUGUGUUUCCCGAUGACAUUUAUGGGUUACCACCGGACCGAGCGAUUGAGUUUUCUAUAGAAUUAAAGCCUAGAACUGCUUCGAUCUCCAAGACCCCUUAUCGUAUGCCUCCGGCUGAGUUGACCGAGCUUCAGACUCAGUUGGAUGAUCUUAUGCAGAGAGGCUUGAUAUGA
Messenger RNA from Asparagus officinalis (garden asparagus), 1335 nucleotides. RefSeq lists its product as uncharacterized. The coding region runs from base 1 to 1335 and encodes 444 amino acids. The record is from RefSeq and is a predicted model, not a curated record. Lineage: Eukaryota; Viridiplantae; Streptophyta; Magnoliopsida; Asparagales; Asparagaceae. The transcript has 4 exons.